UUGAUACAUGGAAAUCUUACACCUGCAGAGCGGGACUCGGCCUUUAAUGAUUUUCUGCAUGCAAAGACCAAGACUCUUGUGUCCACCAAUGUUUUUGCUCGUGGAAUGGACAUUCCUCAAGUUAAUUUAAUUGUUAACUUUGACAUUCCAAAUUUUUCAUCAGCAGAGGACCAGCAGACAUACAUCCACAGAAUUGGUAGAUCGGGAAGGUUCAAUAGAUCUGGGUUUGUUAUUGAUUUUGUUUCUGAUGAGGAGGAUUUGAAGGUUUUGGGCAACAUCCAGUCUGGAAUGGGCUCAAUAUCUAAGAAAUUUACCCUUGAAUCUCUUCAUCAGGCAUUUAUUGAGGAUGAAGUAACAACACUCUUGUAA
Vittaforma corneae ATCC 50505 is the source of this 369-nucleotide messenger RNA. RefSeq lists its product as uncharacterized. The transcript has a single exon. The record is from RefSeq and is a predicted model, not a curated record. Gene Ontology annotation, cellular component: cytoplasmic stress granule; nucleus. Gene Ontology annotation, molecular function: RNA binding; RNA helicase activity. Gene Ontology annotation, biological process: poly(A)+ mRNA export from nucleus. Lineage: Eukaryota; Fungi; Microsporidia; Nosematidae.